Messenger RNA from Biomphalaria glabrata, 1744 nucleotides. Its product is annotated as phosphate carrier protein, mitochondrial-like. Gene Ontology annotation, molecular function: phosphate transmembrane transporter activity. The record is from RefSeq and is a predicted model, not a curated record. The transcript is spliced from 7 exons. Lineage: Eukaryota; Metazoa; Mollusca; Gastropoda; Planorbidae. Gene Ontology annotation, biological process: mitochondrial phosphate ion transmembrane transport. Bases 161 to 1210 code for a protein of 349 amino acids. Gene Ontology annotation, cellular component: mitochondrial inner membrane.
UUUGUCACAAUUAAAGAAAUGCACUGGGCUUAUAGUAAAAUUAUUUAAACAAUUGUUGUGUGAAAAUAUAACUUAUAAUCUCGCGAGGUCUGUGUAUCCACGUGAAUUAAUCUACAUCACCGGUAGGAAGGGCAUUGGUGUCACUGAUAGACCUAAGAGAAUGUCGAACUCAGUUGUAACCGCUAGCCGAAACAAUCUUUUUGGCAACCCUUUCUUCACUACUGCCAAAUGUGAAAGUAACAUUAGCCCCACAAGAUCAAUUGCUGCUGCUGCAGGAGAUUCAGACUACAGUUGUGAAUUUGGCUCAGGGAAAUAUUAUGCUUACUGUGGACUUGGUGGUCUUCUCAGCUGUGGUAUCACACAUACAGCUGUGGUCCCACUUGACAUGGUGAAAUGUAGAAUUCAAGUCAAUCCUGGCAAGUAUGGAGGCAUUGUGAAAGGGUUCAAGGUCACCAUUGCAGAAGAAGGAACUAGAGCUCUUGCCAAAGGAUGGGCCCCAACAUUUUUUGGUUAUUCCAUGCAAGGAGUUUGCAAGUUUGGAUUUUAUGAAGCUUUCAAAAUAUUGUACACUGGCAUGCUAGGAGAGGAAAAUGCUUAUUUGUGGCGUACCAGUUUAUAUUUAGCAGCAAGUGCAUCAGCUGAGUUUUUUGCUGACAUUGCUCUCUGUCCCAUGGAAGCAGUGAAAGUUCGUAUUCAGACACAGCCUGGCUGGAGCACAACUUUAAGAGAAGGUUUACCUAGGAUAUUGAAGGAUGAAGGAACUCUUGGCCUUUACAAAGGAUUGGUUCCACUGUGGGCCCGUCAGAUCCCAUACACCAUGAUGAAGUUUGCUUGUUUUGAGCGCACUGUUGAAGCACUGUACAAGUUUGUGGUGCCCAAACCACGUUCUGAGUGCAGCAAGUCUGAGCAGUUGGUUGUCACAUUUGCAGCUGGUUACAUUGCUGGUGUCUUCUGUGCCAUUGUCUCUCACCCCGCUGAUACUAUUGUGUCCAAACUGAACCAGAACAAGGGAAGCAACUUUGUGGAUGUAGCCAAAUCUCUAGGUCUCCUUGGCAUGUGGAAGGGACUGUUCCCCAGGAUCAUCAUGAUUGGUACGCUCACAGCCUUGCAGUGGUUCAUCUACGACUCUGUGAAAGUGGCUUUCCGCCUUCCUCGUCCACCACCCCCAGAGAUGCCAGAGUCACUGAAACGUAAACUUGGUGUAAAUUAAGGACAGUAACUCAGUAGAUUUUAUUUUUUUUGUAGCAACCAAAUGAUUAUACAACUUAAACUAGAGAUUGUCUCCCUUAAGUUUGGGAACAGUUAAAAAUAAUGUUGAAAUUCUACUGACAGUACAAUGAGAAAGGUUAGGUUUUUUUUUUUGUGUGUUUUACAAGUUUUGUGUUUGACACCUUGACAGUAUUGCAGAAGACAAAUUGGAUAAUUGAAAAAAAGAUAUUUUUUUUUUAGAUUUGUGUGUGGAGUUAUUAUUGUAGUAUAUUCUAUAUAUUUGGAUUUUUUUAAAAACCAUUUAUGUGGACAUAGACUGGCUCUGUUAGUCUUGUUAAUUGUAUGAUUGAUAUUGUUUUCACAAUGGGGAUGGGUGUAUAGUUGGUCUGCAAAAGCUGCCUGGUCAUAGCACUGACAUCAAAUUUGUCCAUGCAGCACAUUUUUAACUGUACAUUGUUACAUAUUUUUUUUUCAUAGGUGCAAAACAAAUUUGUAUAAAAUUGAAAGAAUUAAUAAACAAAUGUUAAAUCUUGUA